Molecule: messenger RNA, 978 nt
Organism: Durusdinium trenchii
Lineage: Eukaryota; Dinophyceae; Suessiales; Symbiodiniaceae
Source: the annotation of a GenBank genome assembly
CAAGCCUGGGCCGUGGGGGGCCAGGCCCCAAAAUUGCAGCUGCAGCUGCUGGGGACGGGAGGUAGCUAGGAUACCCCCGUGGCUGCCAAGAGCAUGGGUGAGCAUAAACUUUUUGUCGGCUCCUUGCCGCCUGACAUUACGAAGGAGGAAAUUGAAACGGUCUUCAAGACCUAUGGCGAACUAGCGGAUGUUCAUGUCAUCUCUGGUGACAGAAACCGAUCUGCCACUGGUCAGUCCUGUGCGUUUGUCAUGUACAAGUCCAGGGAGUCUGGCGACACUGCAAUCCAGGUCUUGAACAAUGUGUACAAGAUUCGGGAAGAUGCCCCAAACGCAAUUCAGGUGAAUUGGGCCAGGUCCUCCAAAGGGAAGGAUGGAGGAAAGGGAGGUGGCUGGAGCAAUGGUGGCAAGGGAGAUCACGGUGGUUGCUAUGGUGGAUGUGGUGGCUACGGCUAUGGUGGAGGCUGCGGCUGUGGUGGUGGCUGCGCUGGUGGCUAUGGCUGUGGCUGUGGUGGGUGUGGGGGCGGUGGUGGCUGCAGUGGCUGUGGGGGCUGUGGCUGCGGCGGUUACGGUCCCGGUGGCUAUGGCGGAGGUGGCAGCUACGGCAGUGGCAAGGGCGCCAGUGGAGACUGGGACUCCUGGAGCAAGGGAGGCGGAGGCCCAGCUGGCACCCGGCUAUUUGUCGGCAACCUCCCUCCGGACAUCACAGAGGAUGCUCUCCAGUACGUGUUCAGAGCCUACGGUACUGUGUUGAAGACCUUCGUCAUGUCUGGCAAGUCCAAGAGUGGUCAGAACUGCGCCUUCGUAGAAUACGAAACGCCCGAGCAGGCAGAGACGGCCGUUCAGACAUUGCAUGAGAAGUAUGAGAUCAAGCCUGGUGCAGGCAUGAUACUGGUGAAGCGUGCAAAGAGUACAAGAGUUGGGCCCUACUGACAUGUGGGGCUGAGAUGGAGUGGGCUCGGAGUCACUUCAGGGAGAUGC